AUGGAGCAGAAGGUGAUCUACGCUGACCUGAAGUUUGCAGCAGGCCCCUUGCCCACCGCAAGCCCCUGCCCCACAGACUCUGAUGAGAACGACAGCCCCUAUGAGAAUGUGCCAGUGGGGCCAGUGCCCGUGGCACCCAGCCCAGGGCGCUGGCGCUGGUGCUGUCGUGUGCCCAGGGGGCUGCUGGCAGUCAGCCUGCUGCUCUUGCUGGUGGCCACCGUGUCCCUGGGGGCUUGCUACUGGCAGGUCACUCGCAGGCUGCGGCACACCUCCCAGGAGAACGCGGCCGAGCGGGGCCACCUCUCACAGGAGCUGAGCAUGCGGGAGCAGAGCCUGGAGCAGGCGCAGCUGGAGCUGGCGUGGACCAGAGCAGAGCUGCAGCGAGCCUGGCAGGAGGGCAACGGCAGCCAGCUGGAGCUGAGCAAACAGGAUGCCGAGCUUGAGCGUGCCAGGCGGGAGCUGGCUGUGCUGGAGAGGCAGCUCAGGGCCAGCGAGAGCACCGUGAGCAGCCUGCGUGCCUGCGUGAACACAGACUGCUGCCCCUCGGGCUGGGUGCUCUACCGGAGCAAGUGCCUCUUUGUCUCGAUGGAGAAGAAGUCCUGGUGGGAGAGCUGCGAUGACUGCAGAAAGAAAUCCGCUCGGCUGCUGAUCCAAGACAACUGGCCAUCGUGGACGGUGCCGUAUCUUCUGCAGGCAUUGGGUGCCACAUACUGGAUUGGAGGAGAUCAAAAUCAUCAUGAUGUAGCUGACAGGCUGAAUAUGAAGCCAAAUAAAGAGUGCACUCAGUCCAUUUCUUGUCCUCUAAUAUACUCUGGGAAGAGAUACUCCUUUGCCUGUACUUCCACUCUUCCAUGGAUCUGUGAGAAGUCCCCAAAUCUGAGCAACUCAACUGAGACUCUCUUCCCUUUUCCGGCCAAGGGAUGA
Messenger RNA from Dryobates pubescens (Downy woodpecker), 924 nucleotides. Its product is annotated as B-cell differentiation antigen CD72. Gene Ontology annotation, molecular function: transmembrane signaling receptor activity. The transcript is spliced from 6 exons. The coding region runs from base 1 to 924 and encodes 307 amino acids. The record is from RefSeq and is a predicted model, not a curated record. Gene Ontology annotation, cellular component: plasma membrane. NCBI's taxonomy places the organism in Eukaryota, Metazoa, Chordata, Aves, Piciformes, Picidae.